AUGCAGAUCACCAACCUCUUCCUCACAGCCCUGACUGCUGCCUCUGCCGUCUCCGGCUCACCCGUUUCGAAGCGUGAGGUUAAGUCAAUGAUGGCCGCGGGUGUCGCGGAAUGGACCAUUGAAGGUUUUACCCGCACCUGCAAUGCUGAGGAUACCUCUUGCGACUAUAGCUUCAACAUCAACACCCACAUCGCAGAUCCCACAGCCUGCAAAUUCACAACUACCGGCGCACCUGCAAGCCGCGCUGCCUCAAACGCCAAAUGUGGAGCUUUCUCUGUUACAUCGGGCUGGAGCGGACAGUUCGGUCCGGAUGCGGGAUUCACAACCUUCUCUGUCACGGACCAGAAGCUUAUUGUUUGGCCCGCCUACACCGACAAGCAGCUGGUGAACGGCCAGGCGGUAAACCCUGACCAAAGCUACGCUCCCCAGAACUUGCCUUGA
Colletotrichum paranaense is the source of this 441-nucleotide messenger RNA. RefSeq lists its product as uncharacterized. NCBI's taxonomy places the organism in Eukaryota, Fungi, Ascomycota, Sordariomycetes, Glomerellales, Glomerellaceae. The transcript has a single exon. Bases 1 to 441 code for a protein of 146 amino acids. The record is from RefSeq and is a predicted model, not a curated record.